GCAAAUUUAAUUUACAUGUAAUUACUUAGUUAAUUUGCAGUGCUUAAACUAUGAAGUUGGAAUUUUUUAUUAUAAUUUUAAGUUCGAUAAAUAUCGCAUUUGGUCAAAAUAAAUAUGAAUUUGAAUUUACAGAAGAAGGCAUUUUUUCACCCUGCGAAAAUUAUCCAAAUAAUUAUCUUGAUCAACUGUUUGAUAUUACUAAUUUAAGUAUCAAACAAACUGAGGACGGGAGUGUGAUUCUAAAUGGUUAUGUUACAUUAACAACUACAGUGGUGAAGCCAUUGCCGGUAUAUUUUGAAUUAUUAAAAUUUGAACGGGGAACUUGGCAGCCUACCGUUUACAAUAUGAAGCGUGAAGAUGCAUGUACUUCUUUUUUUAACAAAGGAGAAAUGUGGUCUCCAUAUUUGGAAAAUACCCCAGAGGAAGAAUUAAUAUGUCCAUUUACUGCAGGUCAAAGAGUAGAUUUCGAUAUUAAAGAGCCAACUUUUGUGACACUACCAACUCGUAGCGAAGGAGAAUACAAAAUCCAUGGUAUAGCUGGAUCUGAAAAUGAUGAUUUAUUUUUUUGUGUAGAAGUUUUUGCAAAGCUUCAUAAAGUGUAACACGUAAAGCAAGACCUAAUAUUGCAUAUCUAAUGAAAAUUAUUUAAAAAACCUUUUCAACGAUUUUUAAAUAAUGGAUUUUUUUUUAAAUAAAACUCCCAAAUCAUA
Messenger RNA from Lucilia cuprina (Australian sheep blowfly), 710 nucleotides. RefSeq lists its product as uncharacterized. The record is from RefSeq and is a predicted model, not a curated record. Bases 51 to 602 code for a protein of 183 amino acids. The transcript has 4 exons. Lineage: Eukaryota; Metazoa; Arthropoda; Insecta; Diptera; Calliphoridae.